AGCUUCCUGGGUCAGAGGCUGCUCGUGCUGCCUCCAUUGCGAGCCCGGAUUCCUUUCCAGGCUGAGCCGCUGCUGCUCCCCCAGCGGGGUCUGUGCGGGGAGAGCCCUUCCCUAGCGCCCCUCGGGGCCCAGCCGCGGGGACUUUCUCCGGGGGCUGGAAGCAGCCCCGGGCUCUGCCGACACCAGCCCCUGAGCCGGAGCCUGCAGGCUGCAGAACCACGUCCGCACUUUGCUCCAGAUCGUCCCCAUCUGCUGGGGGACGGGGAAGGGACAUGGCUACAGCAGAUCCCGCUCAGGGGUCGGUGACCUUCGAGGAGAUGGCUGUGUAUUUCCCUGAGGGGCAGUGGGCUCUGCUGAAUCCAUGUCACCGAGUUCUUUACAGGGACCUCCUGGGGUUUCCUGUUCCCAAGCCGAGUGAGAUCUCCCGGCUGGACCGAGGGGAAGAACCGUGGGGCCAGGAUCUCCAGGGCUCUGAAGAAAGGGGAAUCCUAAGAAACGGUCACACAGCAGGAGACAGGACGGGCAGUGAGAGCGAGGAGAACUCUCAGCUGGAAGGUCCUGAGCUAGAGCAGCCACCCAGGAGGAUGUCGGGAAGAGCUGAAGGGAAUGUUUCCCAGAGCGCUGAGCAGGGAGAAGCCUGGGAGAAUCAGCACAGACUGGAGAGGCAGCUGGGAACCCAGCCAGGGAAAGGAUUGGAUGAAUCCUGUCACAGGCCUGUGGACACCAUCCACCAGAGAAUCCCCAAUGAAGAGAGACCCACCAUCUGUGAGGAAUGUGGCAGAAGCUUCAGUCGCAGCUCAAACCUGAUUGUCCAUCAGAGACUCCACGCCGGAGAGAAACCCUACAAAUGUCUGUACUGUGGGAAAAGCUUCAGCCGGAGCUCCCACCUGAUCACCCAUCAGAGACUGCACACGGGGGAGAAGCCCUACAAGUGCCCCAACUGCGGGAAAAGUUUCAGCGACAGCUCCACCCUCAUCACCCACCAGAGACUGCACACCGGAGAGAAACCCUACAAAUGCCCUGACUGCGGGAAAGGCUUCAACCAGAGCUCCAACCUCACUUCCCAUCAGAGAACCCACACAGGGGAGAGACCCUACAAGUGCCCCGAGUGCGGGAAAAGCUUCAGCGUCAGCUCCUACCUCAUCAGGCACCAGAAAAUUCACACAGGGGAGAGACCCUACAAAUGUGAGGAGUGUGAGAAGAGCUUCAGUCAGAGCUCCAGUCUUAUCAACCAUCAGCGAGUGCACACCGGAGAGAAACCCUAUAAGUGCAUUGAUUGUAACAAAUGGUUCAGGAACAGCUCGGACCUGAUUAGACACCAGAGAACCCACACGGGAGAGAGACCAUAUCGGUGCCCCGACUGUGGGAAAAGCUUCAAUCGCAGCUCGAACCUCAUGACGCACCAGAGGAUCCACACGGGAGAGAAGCCCUACGAAUGCCCUGAGUGCAGGAGGAGUUUCACCGUGAGCUCAGCCCUGAUCAAACACCAGAGGACCCACCGGGAGGAGAAGACUUAUGACUGCCCUGACUGUGGGAAAAGCUUCAUUCGCUGCUCCAAUUUUCUUACGCAUCGGAGAAUCCACACAGGGUAGAAACUGGCAUCUCCUGAUAUCCCUGCCCCUCCAUGCCAGCUCAGAAGGAGCUGCCUGGAGCCAGGGUCGGCCUGGCUGGCAGACUCCAGGGAGCUGCUGCUCAGUGGGGUCUGGGAAUCUGGUUUUGGGGCACAGAGGACUGGGGCAGAUGGUUAUCUCUAGGAAGGGAGGGAUUGUUUUGUUUUCGAUUUCAAACACUUUUAUAAACACAUUGCAGCAGGGAUGGAGGCAGCAGGAGACGCUAGAAA
Molecule: messenger RNA, 1840 nt
Organism: Caretta caretta (loggerhead turtle)
Lineage: Eukaryota; Metazoa; Chordata; Testudines; Cheloniidae
Biological process (GO): regulation of DNA-templated transcription
Molecular function (GO): DNA-binding transcription factor activity, RNA polymerase II-specific; RNA polymerase II cis-regulatory region sequence-specific DNA binding
Source: RefSeq, a predicted model, not a curated record